This is a messenger RNA of Triplophysa dalaica, 670 nucleotides long. RefSeq names its product cilia and flagella associated protein 68 (gene cfap68). Gene Ontology annotation, cellular component: nucleus. The record is from RefSeq and is a predicted model, not a curated record. Lineage: Eukaryota; Metazoa; Chordata; Actinopteri; Cypriniformes; Nemacheilidae. The coding region runs from base 172 to 651 and encodes 159 amino acids. The transcript is spliced from 4 exons.
GAAAUGAUUGCGUUUACUCGUCAUUAUCUAGAUGACACUUUCGCAGGUAUUUGGUUUCUAGCCCAAGGUUGCGUCAUGUGCGUUUCCAUGGAGAGCAAUGGCAGCUCAACAAGGGUGUAUUAUAUCGCGAGCCUGUAGCAAGCUCAAAAUAAGUGGCUUUCUCCUUUGACGAUGUCAAAUAAAAGCAAUGAAUAUUCUCGGAUACAAAGCUCCCCUCCGUUUCAUCACAUGCUUCGAGCAUCUGGGCAAGGUGAAGUCUGGUAUGAUUUAACCGACGAAGAGAAAUUUCGCCGGUACGGUUGGCGUUGUUCAACGAACGAAGACUUGUACUCAAAUGUCACCCUCAUUGGCAACUGGUAUGAAGAAAGGUUCGACACUCGCCGUAAUGUGGCGUUACGACGCCCCCUACCGCAUCAGUUCUCUCACUAUUUUGAGACCACAUAUUCUUCCAGCUAUAACAAAGAUGAUCACCAGCCAAUUUACAAAACACUGAAAAAGGAGUCCAGAAGCUUCCCUAACCACCAGCCAGAACUCGACCCUCCACACAUGAAAUGUGUACCAAAUUCCUCUUAUAGACUGGAUUUCAAAGAACCUCCCCAAAAUGUAGAGACCUCAGUGAUGAGGAAAUCUGGUUUCGUAUUCUCACAUUAAAAAAUUUAGUUUCAAUGUU